CCUUGAAUAUAACACUGUAUUAGUCAUAUCCAUAAUAUAAAAUGUCUAUUGCGCCAAAGAUAGUUCAGUAUUGUGGCAUCUGUACUAUGCCCUUAGAAUAUUGUGAAUUUAGUGGAACUCAAGAGAAAUGUAAAUUGUGGUUAAAAGAAAAAGACGAAAAGUUAUACGAUGAAAUCUAUGGCGUCAAUGCUGUCACUGCAGGUAUGGAAAAAUCAAGUCUUGAUGAUGAGAAUCCAGAAAAGAAAGACAGAACUAUUGUUAAGGAUAAAUCAGCCAAAUUGGAAGCUAAAUUAGAACGUGAGAUUAAAAAGAAAAUGGCAUCUCGUGUAGUUAUUAAACGUAUUGAAAGAACUAAAAGAAAGAGUGUCACAACUAUUUUUGGCUUGGAAGUUUUUGGUGUUGAUUUGAAGAAGGCUGCUAAAAUGUUUGCUAAUAGAUUUGCUUGUGGUUCCUCUGUUGCAAAGAAUAAUCAGGGACAAGAUGAAAUUGUCGUUCAAGGCGAUUUUAGUGAUGAAUUAUACAAGAUAAUUUUGACAAACUGGCCCAAUGUUCCUGAAGAGAAUAUUGAUAGAGUUGAAGAAAAGAAAAAGAAAAAAGGUAGCGAUAGUUAAAUACAAUAUCAAUUUAGAAUAUAAUAAAAACAAGAUUUAUAUUUAUUAUAUGAUACAUGUA
This is a messenger RNA of Cokeromyces recurvatus, 672 nucleotides long. RefSeq names its product translation initiation factor SUI1. Gene Ontology annotation, molecular function: translation initiation factor activity; mRNA binding. NCBI's taxonomy places the organism in Eukaryota, Fungi, Mucoromycota, Mucoromycetes, Mucorales, Mucoraceae. Bases 42 to 611 code for a protein of 189 amino acids. The transcript is spliced from 6 exons. The record is from RefSeq and is a predicted model, not a curated record. Gene Ontology annotation, biological process: translation reinitiation; formation of translation preinitiation complex.